Messenger RNA from Suillus bovinus, 1254 nucleotides. RefSeq lists its product as uncharacterized. The transcript has 8 exons. NCBI's taxonomy places the organism in Eukaryota, Fungi, Basidiomycota, Agaricomycetes, Boletales, Suillaceae. Bases 1 to 1254 code for a protein of 417 amino acids. The record is from RefSeq and is a predicted model, not a curated record.
AUGACACGAGUAGCUAAUCGUGGCUCUUCCGAGCCAGUCGAGAACAAGGCCUUCGAGAACAAGGCCUUCAAGUUGUCUGAUGAUGAGGCCGAUAAUCUACCCCCUUCAUCUUUGAUCGCACCAGAUCCAUCUCAAGCCUUGCCCACCUCUUCUAAGGCAAGGGCUAAAUGUCGCAUUGCUGCCUUAGAAGACGAGCUAGAGAUGAUGAGGCAAGAGAGAGGAGGCAAACAGCGGAAGACAACCUUCUACGUCGCACAGGGCAGAGCAAUUCAUCAACUCGUUAUUCUUUACAAUAGUUUGGAAGACUUAAUUGCUGAGAACAACCGUAGAUACGAGUUCCACGCAUCAUUGGAAUUAACCGUGGAACAAAAUCGCUUACAACAUGGCUAUAUUGAACUCGCAUGGGUGCUACCAUUGGUGCAUGUGAAGCUUGGCGACCUUGACUAUGAAGAAUCGCUUGAGAAAGGAGCGGAUGCGGCUCGCGGUGACGAUACCUCCAGUCUCAAGGAGCUCGUCGCCGCCUGGGUUAACCAAGAGUUUCAUCCAUCUCCUCUUAUCAAGCCAAACGACAAACAUUCGCGUGGCUUCACAAGUGAUGUCUGUGGGAAGCUACUCUGCCCUGCUGAGUGGGAUUGGGAUCAAAGCAUUGUCAGAGCUGGCAUUCGCGACAGAACAUCGGAAUAUAUUGUAUCUGAAAAUUCUUGGCCUUUGCUCGUUUACGAGAACUAUUGGGUUAAUAAGGACGACCUUGAGGAAGGUUUUCUCAAAUUGAAGCUUCUCAUCCUUGCCUUCAAAGCCAUCUUCACGUCGCCUUCCUCUGCUAGGGAAGCCGAUGGUGACGGAGAUGGAGCUGAUAUCCUGGAGAAUGACAGGCGUGCCCACCAGAGAUCUGAACAAGCGAAGGUCAAGACAUGUGUCGCUUCGAUCAUUAAUAUGAAAAAAGUCACUCCUCGAGCUAUUGCAUAUGUCGUUUGUCACGUCCAUUUCGCUCUAUCAAGCGUCUCAUCCUGGUGCACCAUGGAUGGCGACUUCAACUACAAAGUGUUUUGGAACAACAUUGUGGACUUUUUUGAAGAAGUCCCUGGCCCUGUCACACGAUGUAAAGUGGAAAAACUUCUCGAAUGGUGGACCAGGAAGAUUGUUGGGACGAGUCAUCAUGACGACCUGACCGCAGAGGUUGUGUCCCAGAUGUCUGUCAAUGCAUUGGCCGAACAGAGGAAGAAGCUGGAGGAUGCAAUUUUUGACUCGGACUGA